AAAAAGCAACAACUGAAAAGUCCUUGUGGAUGGAGGGGUCCAGCAGCCCCCGCUUCAGGAAGCUCCAUUUCCCUGUGGGACUGUGGAUCAACUCUCCGCGAAAACACUUCGCCAAACUGGGGGCGCGCUGGCCCAGUGCAGCCUCCGUCAAAUCCACCACCAGCUCCGAUGCUGCCUCGCUGCACGAGGCCCCCAUGGCUCCUUCGUCCUCCCUCUCCCUCUCCACCCCCUCCCUUGCCCCCCCUUCCCCCUCCCCAUCUCCCUUCCUCCGUCCCCGUCCUGCCCACCCCCAGUCACGCGCUAAGCGCUUGUCCCACCUCUUCCUGAGGGGACGGUCAAACAGCGACCGGGACCGAGCUGUCGGGGACAGAGAGAGGGAGGUUUGGGCACACUCCGCUGCACCUUCCUCCCACCACUACCUCCCUCCCGCCUCUUCCUCAGCCCCUGGUCUCAUUAAGAUCUACGGAGAUGCCCUCUCUAGCGGGGCCAACUACAGGAGUCUACUGGCAAACAUCCACUCCACUGCCCACCAGCUCAUCUCACAGGUCAUCACCCGCUACACUGAAAGAGAGAGGGAGGCAGAGAGUGAGGAUGGAGCUUUCCACAAACCUAGCCCUGAGGACUUCCUGCUGUGUGAUGUCAUUGGGAAACCCAUCCAGCAGCCAGAUGGAACCGUCCGCUGGGAGACAGAAUGUCGGAGGGGUGUGGCCUCGUGGGAGUGCCCCCUGCUUCUGAUUGACAUGUGGAAGCCGAAGGAAGGGUUUGAGCGACGUUUCGAGAUUCAGAGAAAGGAAGACUACGAGAGGGAAGAGAGGGCGAAAGAGAAGGAAAGGGAGAGAGACGGAGAGAACUAUGGAGUGCAAUGGAGGCGGAGCCGAAUGGCAUCAGGGGGAGGGCCGGAGGAGGCGGGGCGCGGCCACCGUGGGAGGAACUCUGAGCUUCGGAGAAGCAUCAGCGACAUGAACCUGAGCCUGAGGCGUCGCCAGGGAAACCACUCCGGCAACGACAACCGUCGCCCAAGCAACGCCCCGGGCAACAGCGGCGGGGUCCUGGACAGGAAGAACAUCGUGAGCAUGAUAGCGACGGAUUCUGGGGAGAUGAUGGGGUCAAAGAUGGGAGCUGAGAGGGACAGGCGACCCCAAGGAGCAGAAGAAGAGAAUGAUAUUUCAGCCUGUGACCUGGAAGUGAUGUCCCAGAGCCUGAUCCUUCCACCCACAGACUGCCCUUACUUCCUGCUACUGCAAGGAUACGACCAGAGCAAGGACUUUGUGCUGUACAUCAUGUCUAGUCACACACAUGUCUUUGGAAGAAAACCAACGGCCAGGGAACGAGAGAAGGACAGAGAGAGAGAGAGGAAGGGGAAGAAGCCCCUGAAAGUGGACACCUUUCUCUCUGCCCCCGACCUGCUUCCUCGUCACCUAUUGGUCAGGAGAGACUCUGCCCUCCCUGGUCAAGAUUCCAAACACGCCCUGGUGCGCCCCUUCAGAGGAGGCGCUGUCACUCACAACGGGGUAGCCCUGUACAGGGAGGCUGAGCUCAAACCAGGAGACCUGCUAGGACUGGGAGGCCACUUCCUCUUCCUGUACCGCGACCCCCGCGUGACCCCGGCUCCGCCGCUCGCUCUGCCGUUGCCUUGGCAACAAGAGCCCUCCGCAUCCUGUUGUCCGGGCGGCUUGGUGGACAGACAGGAGGUUCUUCGACAGUAUCUUGGAUCCACUGAGGCCGUGCUCAAGUUUCACCCCAGACAUGCUGAUACACUGCUGCAGGAAAUCAUCUCAAAGAAUUCCUCCCCUGAUUCAGGGGGUGGGGCUCUAGCCCCGGCGUACCUCCUGUCAAUGAUGAUUGACUACGCUUCCAAACACCUGGACCCUGCACUCAUCCCCCAGCUGCUAUUAAAGUCAGCCAAUCAAAUCAAGGCAAUUGUUUGGGAUAAAAUUAAAGAAUUUGGGGAUAAGCAUCCAACACAAAAUUCUACAGAUCAAGGAGCUGACAUGAGCACACCCAGUAUACAGAAGGUGUCUUCUGACCUUCGACCUUUGAUGUUCUGGAUGUCCAAUGCCACAGAGCUUCUGAACUUCUUCCAGGUUAAAGUUGAGGCCAUGGAGAAAGAGUGGGAAUUUGAAGCUCCCGGCGACCCUGUUUUGGUAGCUGACCUGGACACCUGCUCAGAGGCCCUGGCACAGCUUGAUGAUGUCAUAAUGCACACCUUUCAGCAGUGUGUGUACCACCUGACCAAGACACUCUACUCCCUCCUGCCAGCUCUCCUGGACACCAACCCUUUCUCCAGUGAGGAGAAGGAGAAAGAUAAGGAGGGAGGGCGAGAGGAGGCAUUGGGUGAGGCAGGAGGGGAGGAGGGGGAUGAGGACGUGUCUGGCCUCCCUCCCACCGUUGCCGGCCUGGUGGAAGUGUACCGGCGCUCCCUUUUGCUCUCGCGCGAGGCCUGCCUCUCUCCACCGCUCACCUCCCAGACGUUCGGAUACCUCUUCUUCUUCACCAACACCUCCCUGCUCAACACGCUGCUGGAGAGAGACGCACUCUUCUGCUGGUCCCGGGCGGUUCAGAUUCGCACAAAUCUGGACCUGGUUCUGGACUGGUUGCAGGGUGCAGGACUGGGAGACAUUGCCUCCGAGUUCCUAAAAAAGCUAUCAAUCACUGUCAACUUCCUAUGCAUCCCAAAGACCCGCCUCAUCCAGUCUUCCUGGUCCAGCCUACAGGAGGACUACUCCUUAUUAAGCCCCGCCCAGCUUCAUCACCUGCUGACUCAUUAUAAACUGGGACCUGCUAGGGCCCCACCUGCCUCCUGGGCCCCACCCCCUGGGACAGAACUUAGUGGAGAUAUUUUUGAGAGCUUCUUGGACCAUCCUCCACUAAUUUUGCCCAAUGAGACCCCUCGACUGGACCUUACUCAGCCAAUUCCAAGUCCCGAACUUCAACAGGAAGUAGCACGUCUGCGUAGCUUCUUGUGGGGACUUGAUCAGGAUGAACUGCCAGCUAAUCAGAGGACCAGGCUAUAAAAUUCAGUCAUCCAACACCAUCACUGUGACCAACUGGAGAGGAAAAGACAGGGAUUGAGAAAGACUAACCAUAAUUUUUUUGGUGGCUGGUACUACCAAUACUUCUGUUUCAGGGAGAAGCUCCCUGUUAUUCAAGGCUGAGGUUUUUGUUAGAAGACAGUUAUUCAUAAACAUUUUUCCUUGGAUUAAACAUUUUCACAUGUAAAAUAAGUAGUUAAAAUAUUUAAACUGGAUCAAUUAAGCGGUUUGGACACUAAGUACUAUAUUAACACUCACUCCGAGAAGUAAAAAGGUAGCAUAUUACAACUACCAAAUGGAUAAGACCCCCCUCCCCUUAUUUUUUAAAUAUCAUGUAGACCUAUGUUAAUACAGAAAACUGU
Megalops cyprinoides (Indo-Pacific tarpon) is the source of this 3394-nucleotide messenger RNA. It is a transcript of the gene rasip1, whose product is annotated as Ras interacting protein 1. The transcript has 16 exons. Gene Ontology annotation, cellular component: cell-cell junction. The coding region runs from base 30 to 3014 and encodes 994 amino acids. Gene Ontology annotation, molecular function: GTPase binding. Gene Ontology annotation, biological process: regulation of GTPase activity; negative regulation of Rho protein signal transduction; angiogenesis. NCBI's taxonomy places the organism in Eukaryota, Metazoa, Chordata, Actinopteri, Elopiformes, Megalopidae. The record is from RefSeq and is a predicted model, not a curated record.